Molecule: messenger RNA, 1200 nt
Organism: Cylindrotheca closterium
Lineage: Eukaryota; Bacillariophyta; Bacillariophyceae; Bacillariales; Bacillariaceae
Source: the annotation of a GenBank genome assembly
AUGAUUGUAGAAGACGACGAGGGAAUCAUUUAUCCUUAUUACAAUGAGCAGCAACAAUUGCAGCAACAGCAGCAACAGCAACAAUUGCAGCAACAGCAACAGCAGCAACAAUUGCAGCAACAGCAACAGCAACAACAAUCCAUGUCGUCAGCCAAUCAAGGACGAUCCGCAAUGAUGCAAAAUCAAAACAUGAUGGCGCCUCCUAGUUCCAUGGGUGCGGUACCGCCUAACGAUGACAUGGUUUGUGCUGCCAUGUGCAUUCUUCUUUGUCCUCCUCACGAAGGGAUCGCCAGAGAAUAUCACGAACUGCCUCCCAUGCAACAGUCGGAAGUGUGGAAUGACCUUACGGGGAAUCAGGCCGCUUCCAACCUGCAACAAGAAGAGUCACCUGAAAUGAUUCAGCAAGCUUUUCGCGCUCUUAUGGAACAAGUGGAAAAGAUUCCCGAUUCUCAAAAGUCGGCCUUUGUGUUUGCCAUGAAUACAUAUCCUCAGUUUGUAUUGGAUCCAGCCUUUUUACUUCGCUUUCUUAGAGCCGAACGAUUCGAUCCGGAACUCACGGCAGAGCGAUUGGUCUUGCAUUUCACUAUCAAGCAAGAAUUGUUUGGAAAUGAAAAGCUGGGUCGAGAAAUUGUAUUGCAGGACCUUCAGGAAGACCCAGAUGAUUGGGAUUGUAUGGAACGAGGAUUCCUGCAAGUAUUGUCCAAGAGAGAUUUCUCUGGCAGACUAGUCAUCUUUUUUUACAAGGCCAUUUCAGGUUGUUAUCGAAGGAGAGAAAAUGUGCUUCGGAUGGCUUGGUACAUGUACAACAAGGUGGCACAAAGUCCAGAAAAUCAAAAGGUGGGAGUCAUUAAUCUUGUCUACAACAUUGGUGGAUUUCCUGAGGGUGGUAUGGACUAUGAAAAGUCCCGUCGGUUUGGUCAAGUUAUCAAAUCCAUGCCACUAAGAGUCGAGGGCAUGUUUGUCUGUCUAGACGAAGCGCCAUGGUUGGCUGUAGUGGAAGCAUUCAGUAUGAUGGUCACCAAGUUUCUAAGGAUUCGAUUGAGGGCUUUGCCAGGAAGUCAUACGGAAUGCAUGUAUCAGCUCAUGAGUCUCGGAUUGCCACAAAGUGCUUUGCCAGUACAUCAGAAUAGUCAAUUGAGAUUGGAAUAUCAUCGAAAAUGGUUGCAAGAACAACAUCAACAAGAGAGAGAGAGACCAUAA